CGGUGUUCCGUACCGCGACGAUUCGACGAGUGAUUAGACGACGAAGAUGAACAAAUUGCUGGCACUGGUACUUCUCGCUGCGUGUGUCGUAGCUGGACCUACGAACGUUCCCGUGCAGCCGUCCCAGGAUCUGGAUUGUUUGGAGCACGACAAUGCUCUCGUCAGUUGCAUCUUCGUCAAGACAAUCGGCGCUCUCGAUAGAGCGGCUCGAUCGAGCGACAUUGAGAUCGUCGACGGCGUGACUUUUGUACGGGACUUACCGAUGGAGCGCGUUGGCAAGAAUUUGGAGAAGUCCGAGAUGGAGAUCAUGAAUGAAUUACCACGCGAUAGCUCCGACAGGACGAUAAAACUUGUUAGCAUGCUAUAUGAUUCAGCUGUCUCCUUCCUGAAGAGUCAUAGUUUGAAACUUAGCAUGCCCGAAGGAUCAAUCUCUCGUGCUCUGGUUGAAGGACGUGGAAAGAUCAAGAAAAUGGUUUUGCCGCUGAUUGCCGCGGCGGGUCUCAAGAUUUUUGCGUUGGUACCGAUUUUGUUGGGCGGUUUAGGCCUGCUGGCUUUGAAAGCCUUGUUCUUCGGUAAAAUUGCCCUACUGGUCGCCGGCAUCGUAGCGUUCCAGAAGCUUUUCGGUGGCAGCAACGUGGCAGGCAGUUUCUUCGGCAAGAAUCCGGCACCUCUAUUUUAUGAUACAGCCGCCCCAGGAAACUGGCCCGCUGCUGGUUCCCCAGGAUUGCAUCAAGGAUACAGGAGCUUCGACAUUGCUGACGCAAAGGUCGACGCCCACAAUUUGGCAUAUUCUGCUCACGCACCAGUUGCUAACGACACAAAUUAAACGAGGCCUCUUACUCGAGAGUUCCAUGAAAUUAUGAUAUUACCGAAAGCCAUAUCUCGCGGGGCCAAAACAUCUCCUCGAAGCCAUCGGACCCACCUACGACUGCUAGAUUAGUA
This is a messenger RNA of Formica exsecta, 942 nucleotides long. RefSeq lists its product as uncharacterized. The transcript has 3 exons. Lineage: Eukaryota; Metazoa; Arthropoda; Insecta; Hymenoptera; Formicidae. Bases 47 to 826 code for a protein of 259 amino acids. The record is from RefSeq and is a predicted model, not a curated record.